UUUUGAGGGACAGUUUUGAAAGGGAUUGCAAGGGGCUAAUGUCUUUUCCUGCCUGAACACUUGAUUGCACAAGUAUGCUUCUUAUCAAAUACACACAAGUUGUAGACUGUGUAAACCUACUAUAGCCACUCAGGUGUUCAAACAUUACCAAAUAUAGGGUAGUUACAUUGUGUAUGACAUCACAAUGGAAUCUCUUUGUUUACUAUGCUAUAUAAGUUGUAGUACUACCCAUAAUAAACUGAACUUGUUUUGCAACACACAAGCCUACAGUGUCGUUCAUUGCAAGUUCCCUGAUCAGCACGCUUGGAGAGAUGAUAUCAGAUGGUUUACCGUUGCAUCAAGUAUAAGACGAGCCGGCUCGCAGCUGCAAGGACAGUGCAGGGAUAGCACAGUGGAGUUUAGUGGCCCUAACAGUUUUCUGGUGUCAGAAGUGGAACGGCUGGAAAUCCAGAGGUAAGUAGAAUCACUGUCUGAACUGACGGUGUUUUCUCUUACCUUUGGCUCUUUCCGAUUGUCCGAUUCUUUAGUUUAAAUAAGUGUCUCAUGUAUGGUUGAGACUGUCUCAUGUAUGGUUGAGACAAGGGCAUGAUUACCAGUUUAAAUAAGUGUCUCAUGUAUGGUUGAGACUGUCUCAUGUAUGGUUGAGACAAGGGCAUGAUUUGCAGCUAAAGUGUCUCAUGUAUGGUUGAGACUGUCUCAUGUAUGGUUGAGACUGGUUAUAGAGAUCCCAUGGUAGUAUAGUAAAAUAGGGAUACUCAGGUUGUGCACGGAGACCAUUUCUUACUGACUGAUUCAUCUUUCCAUGCGUAUUAUUGUCUUGUCUUGUCUGUGUAUUUGUGUUUUAAAAUAUAUCUGUGAACAGCUGCAGCGUUAAGAGUGAUCACGAGUUGCUAAACGGGUAUUGUUGGGACCUUGAUCUCAGUUCAGCCCUGGCUUCUCUGUUUCGUUGCAAUCGUACAUGACACGUUCUUUGAUAAGAAUUUAAGACAUUGGUUACAGCACCUGCGCUUGGUUUACCUAAUUAUGUUAAACCUUUUCAUUUAUAUGUCAAGGACACCUGUAAAACCAUGGCUGCGGUCUGUGCUCAAGAAUCUGGGGGAAGUUUUCGUCCUGUGGCCUAUUUUUCCAAAGUAAUGCCGCUUCCGGUACAGGGGAUGCCGGCGUGUCUCAGAGCUUUAGCAGCUAGUGCUAUGGCUGUUGAACUGUCACAGUCUGUCACAAUAGGCCACAAUACUAUUUUGCACACCUCACAUCAGGUUACACACCUAUUGAAGAACAUUACCACCCAACACAUGACCUCCCAAAGAUUAAGUGGCUAUGAAGUUAUUCUAUUAGGUACUGCAAAUUUACAGAUCAAAUACGCAAUCAACACUCAAGGGCCUGCUGCCAUACUGCAUGCUCUAUUACAUCUGUCUGACCCUACUAAUGCUUUUAUACUCGAUCCUCAUGACUGUGUUGAAUCUAUCCACUACUCUACCUCACCUCGACUCGAUCUAACUGACACUCCUUUGUCACAUGCUACUAACGUUUUUGUUGAUGGUUCCUGCUCCAGGCCUUCCGAUGACACCUACAAAGCAGCAUAUUCAGUUGUCCAACUCCCUAAUAUUGUACUCGAGACUAAGUCUAUCCCUGUUAAUUCUGCACAAGCAGCAGAACUUAUAGCACUCACCAGGGCCUGUCACUUGUUUGCCAACCGCCCCGUUAAUAUAUUCAGUGACAGUAGAUACGCUUUUGGGGUAGUUCAUGAUUUUGGCAAAAUUUGGCAACAAAGAGGUUAUGUUACUGCAGAUGGGAAAUCCAUCGCACACCCUGCCCUCAUUCAUAAUCUUUUACAGGCCAUCCAACUUCCUUCCGAAAUUGCAAUUAUCCAUUGCAGGGCACAUACCAACAGAACUGACGAGAUUUCCCUCGGUAAUGCCCUAGCAGACCAGGUUGCCAAAACUACUGCAUCCUCUGCCACUCCCACUGUCAUCCCCAUGUUUCUCCACACACCUCCGAGUUGUCCAGACAGUCAAAUUCUACAGUAUUUGCAAACAUUUGCCACUCAGACUGACCUGCAUUUUUGGGAACAGCAAAAUCUUACCCUUGACCAGUUUGGUCUUUAUUCCAUCCAAGGCAAAGUGGGUAUCCCCGAAAACAGUCUACCCCUACUUAUCUCUCAAGCUCACGGCAUUGGACAUAGGAGUUCUAAGCUCACUUUGGCUGAAAUGCAAAAACAUUUCAUCGCAAAGAACCUUGAGACAGCAUUGUUCUACCUUUGUUAAAACUUGCCUCACCUGUCUUAGGGCCAACACCUUAGGAACACACAAAGUACACCAAAAUUUGCCUCCCCCAAUUGCACCUUUUUCUCACUGGCAAGUUGAUUUUACUCAUAUUCCUAAGAUUGGCAAACUACAGGAAUAUUUGCUCGUUUUUACCGACCAUUUCUCUCGCUGGGUAGAAGCUUUCCCUUGCCGUCACGAAGACGCCAAAACCGUUGUUAAGUUCCUAGUUAAUGACAUCAUACCCCGAUUUGGUUGUCCGCAAAAAAAAAUUAAUUCCGAUAAUGGCCCAGCUUUUGUUAGUAAGGUCCUCCAGCUUCUAAUUUCCACCUUACAAAUCACAUGGAAGUUUCA
Messenger RNA from Xenopus laevis (African clawed frog), 2615 nucleotides. RefSeq lists its product as uncharacterized. Lineage: Eukaryota; Metazoa; Chordata; Amphibia; Anura; Pipidae. The coding region runs from base 1068 to 2264 and encodes 398 amino acids. The record is from RefSeq and is a predicted model, not a curated record. The transcript has 2 exons.